Messenger RNA from Aspergillus japonicus CBS 114.51, 592 nucleotides. RefSeq lists its product as uncharacterized. The transcript has a single exon. The record is from RefSeq and is a predicted model, not a curated record. The coding region runs from base 254 to 517 and encodes 87 amino acids. NCBI's taxonomy places the organism in Eukaryota, Fungi, Ascomycota, Eurotiomycetes, Eurotiales, Aspergillaceae.
CCACCUUCCAAAGUCCCAGCGUCAUUGACGCAUCAUCUGUGCCACCGUGGGCCAUAUAUUUCCCUCGAUUCCCACUGUGACCGGCUGUCGGACAUGUUCAGAAUAAUCACCAUCAGUCUUGGAACCAAUAUCGAACAACUGUAUCAUCACUGGUACGCUGGCUGUCCUUCCUGUCUCAGGAGUGCUGCUGUCGACUGUAUUGUAUACGGGCUACGAUAUCUGCGACUAAUCGAGAACAGAACGAGUAUCUACCAUGCAGUCCUCAAAAGAUAAAACCACCUCGCGCAUGUCGCAAACCGCCCAGAAUCAGGCCGGCGGUUCGAAGAAAGACGAUCCCACUGCCAAUUGGAGUCCAGAAGAAAUGUUCGAGACUACCAUGGACCGCGACGGCAACCCUGUGCCCGAUCCCAUCUCCUACGUUGACGGUGACAGGAUGGGCAAGGCGUCCAAAGGCGGCCGCAGUGAAGGCCAGGACGAAGGAGACAUGUUUGCCGCGGCUAAUGAUGACUUCGACUAAACUCCCAGAUUUGAAUCACGACUGUCUUAUGACGGUCAGUCAGAGGCACAGUCGAUUAGCGACUGCGUCUGUCUG